Messenger RNA from Penicillium mononematosum, 792 nucleotides. RefSeq lists its product as uncharacterized. Lineage: Eukaryota; Fungi; Ascomycota; Eurotiomycetes; Eurotiales; Aspergillaceae. The coding region runs from base 1 to 792 and encodes 263 amino acids. The record is from RefSeq and is a predicted model, not a curated record. The transcript has 4 exons.
AUGGAUUCAUCAAUGGAAUAUCUCACCGAUCUCGAGGGAACACAGGUCUCGUUUGAUGCCGUUGCGGGAACCACCAAAUGGAUAAUACUUGAGAAGCUCGGCGAAGAGUGGAAUCGCCUAACAAAGGAAGACAUCGCCGCGGAGAUCGGGCCCUCAGAUACCGCUGGCAAGUUCCUAUGUCGACCUGCCAGUGAGGAAGACGACAACAGGCGCGCAUUUUUACGCAUUUACAAACAGGUUCCUAUAGCUGGAACUGAAACGAAGAAGGCCGCCAUACGGGCUAGCCAGGCCGUCGACACCCCUCCUGACCACCUAGAACUGAUCGCUUUCCAGACAUUCAUGAAGCUAGACUGUGACGUUGUUCCUCGACUACUAGCCUAUCAACAGCACCAGCAAGAUCAGGACGAGGGUGUUCCUGGGGGAUACAUCACGUACGUUCUAUGGGAAAAAGUCGCCGGCGAGUCUCUUAAUUUGACCGAAUUCUGGAGACUCCCCUUUGACGAUCGCCAGGCCAUCCGCGAUAAGUUUCGCCAAGUCUAUACAAGGUUUUCACUGUGUGGGUACAUGCCAUCUAUGGCUGGUCCAUCGAAGAUCAUUUAUGACAAGUCUAGUGGUCAAAUGCACAUCUGCGGAUUCAAACACGCAUGUCCGUUUGACGAACCUCAACAGUGGGAUGAUGUCAACUACUUCCAAUACGGACUCAUCCAACCCUCCGAUAGCAGAUUCGACUGGGAAGGGACACCACCCGAAACAGCGGAUUGGAUCGAAGAUGUCGACGGCUGGACGUGGUGA